GCAUUCAUGAAAAUUAAUUUUGUGUCGUUUUAGAAAAAGUAAAUUUGUGGCCACUGUUAAAAACAUUUGAGUAAAUGUUAAAUUGUGCUUGGCUGUGUGUUAGUGUUUUGCUGUUAGUAUGUGUUUGCCCGAAUGAGUGGCGGACGUCGUAGGUUGUUCCGUGAUUAUUUGGUUAACAAAUCGUAAUAAAUAAAAUAAAAAAUACAUGAGAGUUUCUGUGUUAAAACAUAAAUACUGUGCACUUAAAUUCAAAUUAAAAGUUGUCAAAGAUUCAUAAUGUGCAACAGAAAUUAACAGCAAAUACACAACAACAAAAUAAACAACAAUAAAAACCACAGCAAUAAUAACAAAAUCACCAUGAAGAUGGUGGACAAAUCGUCAAAACUGAUGGAUAAAUUUGUCGCCAGUGGCAGCAGCGGUGGCUCAGCCGCGGCGUCGGCAGCAGCCAACGUAGCUGCCGCCAGCGCUGCAUCAGUCACAGCGGCUGGCUCAGCCAGCGGCGUCUGCGGCGGCGUCAUCGGCUACGGCGCUGGCAGCAGCAAUAUGACGAGCAACGGACAGAAGCCGGUGCCUAUGAAACUUUUCGCCGCCUGGGAAGUCGAUCGAACGCCGCCCAAUUGCAUACCAAGACUCUGCUCGUUGACAAUAACGCGUCUUUCCAUCCUGAGUCCCCUGCCGGGGGACACGACCUCGCUUUCGCUAGCGGUGAAAAUGCAAAGCUCCAAGCGAACACUUCGCAGCCACGAGAUACCCAUCAAUGGCAGCGCGCUGACAUCUGCGGCAUCCAGCCGGGAGAGCUCCAUGCAGGGCAAUUCGCCGCUGGCCAAUGUGAUUGGGGGCUCGGGCCUGAUUGGCACACCGGGGAAUGUCGGUAAUGCUGGCAUUGGCACCGGCGCCCUCCCACUGACAGAGACGGAACUGGACUUGCACUUUAGUUUGCAGUAUCCGCACUUUAUAAAGAGAGAUGGCAAUAGACUGGUGAUUUUGUUGCAGCGCCGCAAGAAAUACAAAUCGCGCACAAUUUUGGGCUACAAAACGCUGGCCGAGGGCAUAAUACGUAUGGAUGCAGUGCUUCAGAAGUCGAUGGACAUGAUCAUUGAACUAACUGCAUCGGGCAAGAAUGGACGGCCCGGCUCUGUGGUCGCCUGCCUACGUGCCGAACGCGUCUCCUCCAUUCCAGUUGACCAUGACAAUAAGAACAACAACAGCGUGCUGCUGGCAGAUCGCGUUGCAGAAUACUCAGACGAGGACGAGGAAGCCGAAUUCAGUUCGGGGGAAUUCAACGACGAGUCCAACGAGCUGGCCAUUACCGGCUACGACCAGAAGCGUGACUAUAAUCCGGCCAAGCAUGAUAUGCGAAAGUAUCGCAAUAAACUGCAAAGAUCGGGCAUUGAGGAUAUCGCAAUAGUUGGCCAUCAUCCGCAUCCCGUGGACAGUGACAGCGAAUUCGAAAUGAAGGACAAGAGCUCAUCCCGUGCCAAGUUCAGUCGGACGAUUUCACUGCAGCAGCGCAAUUUCAAGCAGAAAAUUGUCGCACUGCUGAAGCGUUUCAAGGCCAGCGGAGAGCUGGAGGAUGAAACACAUAGUGGCACAGCUGCAUUGCGUGGCGAACGCGACUUGGAUGCACUCUUUCAGGAGCUGGAGUCACUUUCCUGCUGCGAGGGCGAUGAUUCCGGGCCGGACAUGGAUAGCAUAUCGAUUGGGUCGACGCCGAAGCCAUCGCUGCGUCCGUUCUUCACCAACUCGCGAAUCAUGCUGCACGACAGUCUCUCGGGCAAUGGCAGCGGCGCCCUAGGCAGCGGCAUUGGCGGUGCAACGGGAAACUCUGAGCGCCGAUCAUCGGAUAAGAGCGACCAAUUGACCAAUUCAUCUUACAAUAUUGAAUAUAACAAAAACCAAAAAAGCAUUCAUUUAACAAACAAUAAUAAUUCGGCUACAACACCAGAUCGUGCUGGCAACGAUAGUUCCGGCAAUGAAGGCAAUGCUGGGUACACCGAUGGCCAGAACUCCGAUCCCCAAAACAGUCCACCCAGAGACAAGGAUUUCAUGCGCCAGCAAGGAUAUCAGCAACUGACACCAGUCAGCUCGGUCACGGGCAACAUGAACAGCAUUAGCCCAGCGCAGGUGCAGACAGAGAAGCGUUCGCGCCUCUUUCGCACGUCAAGCAAUACGGUGGCUCUAGGUAGUGCAGCCGGCGCGAGCAUUGGGAGCAACAGCAAUGCUGCGGGCAAACGAAAGCACACUCUUAGCUUGAGCGCCGAGCCGCGUUCAGCGCUGGAGGCUUGCCUGUCGCCCACAAAUGUAGAGCCGCGAAAGCUGCUGCUGGAUCAGCUAAGCCGCGUGUUUGCGGGUGAAGAUAAUGUUAUACCCGAGGUGGUGACCAUCAUUAGUCCGCCUGAGGCUCUGGGCGGUAGUACACUGCUGGCUAAGCUCGUCACGUUGUUUGCCAAUUCUUUUAAGCCGGCAUUUGUGCCACAAAAUACGGCCGAGGUCAAGGCUGUGCUCCAGGCGCUAAUGGCCAAGAUCCAAAAGUAUUGCAACUCGAACGCCAAGCCACCGCACACGGUAAAGGUGCUCCUAAUUGGCGGCGACUGGCUGCAGGGCGCAACUCUGCGACAUUACGUGGAACUGCUGGGCGUGCGUCCUCCCGACUGGCUAAAUCACUUACGCUUCUACCUGGUGCCCAUUGGCGGUGGCAGCAGCAACGGCAGCGUAGCCCGUCAUCUUAGCCAAAUGGAUCAGGCGUAUGCCGCCAUGUUUGGCUCCGAGAACUGGUCGCAGUUGUGCGAACGCGCAGCAGCCACAGCGGCCGCAGUCAGUGCCGUAACCACAGUCAAUGCCACAGCUCUGACUGCCAAUCUGGCUGAUGCAGCGGCCGUAGCAAAGUCAGACAUUGCGGAGCUGGUGCAGCGUAUACAACGCUAUCUGCAUGCGGCAGGGCCAUGCACACAGAUACCAAUUGCCGAAGCCAUGGUCAACUAUAAGGACGAGGACUCGUGUCAAAUCUUUGUGCCCUUUGUCAGCGACGUACGCAUUGGCUAUUUGGAUACACAAGCCUCGCUGGACCUGGAGGAAAACACCGCGUCUAAUAUGACUGGCAGCGGUGGCAGCGGCGGCUCAACAAACGCUUCUAGCGUGCCCAUACCCAUCGGUAAUCAGAGCACACCCAGUAUGCAUGGUGGUAUAUCGGGAUCGCCGCCGCAGUCACAGCAGCUACAACAAGGAGGCCAGGGUAUGGGGCGCGUUUCGCCACCGCUGCAGACGACGCCAGCGUCAGGCUCAACGCAUCGUGAGCGGGGCGCCAAUGAGGCACUGACAACGCCCUCUUCCAUGCAAUCGCAGACCUUAAGUGGAGCGCUGUCUGCAGCAGAAGCCGUGGAACUACAAAUAGACUAUUGGCCGCUGGUGAGGCACGGUGAGAUUCAUGCCAAGGAGUCAAAGAGUGGCAUGUCGCGUGGCAGUGACUCGGGCGGCGGCAAGAAUAGCAUUAAGAGUACGUUUAGGAAUCUGCAGGUGUGGCGCCUGCCACAGAGUGCACAGCAAAUGGGUGAUAUGUCCAAUGGACUGACUGUUAGUUUCGCUACCAAGGAGAAGAAGCAAAAGCAAAUUAUGCGUUUGGGCAAGAAAAAGGACAAGGAGCGUGAUCUCGAGAAGGAGCAGUGCGUCGAGGGUGUGGCCCGUCUAAUAUGCUCACCCAAGCAGUCACAUCCCGUGCCCUUGCGUGUUUAUAUUGACGGCACCGAGUGGACUGGCGUAAAAUUCUUCCAGUUAUCGUCGCAGUGGCAAACUCAUGUUAAGAACUUUCCCAUUGCCCUUAUCGGCUGUACGCCCAUGUCGUGUGCCGAAUAAACCUAGUCAAACAAAUAUCCAAUGCCCAUUUUCAUGAAAACUCGCUAAAAACGCGUACAGACACAUGCAUACAUACAUAGAGCAAGGGAGCCGUACAGAUGAACGGCAAUUAAUAUUAUUUACUAAGAAGAAUGAUAAUUUAUUUUAUAGUUAAUAUUUGUAAAUUUUUAGUUAAUAAAAUAUGUUUAGGUUCUAAUGUUCUGUUAAGUCAAGAAAACGCAAAUUUUGUGAUUUUAUCAAAAACUUUCGAUUUUUGACACAAGCAUCACACAUCAAUAUUUAAUAAC
Messenger RNA from Drosophila hydei, 4136 nucleotides. It is a transcript of the gene KrT95D, whose product is annotated as phosphofurin acidic cluster sorting protein 2. NCBI's taxonomy places the organism in Eukaryota, Metazoa, Arthropoda, Insecta, Diptera, Drosophilidae. The transcript is spliced from 12 exons. The record is from RefSeq and is a predicted model, not a curated record. Bases 358 to 3849 code for a protein of 1163 amino acids. Gene Ontology annotation, biological process: protein localization to plasma membrane.